Saccharomyces eubayanus is the source of this 237-nucleotide messenger RNA. It is a transcript of the gene COX8, whose product is annotated as cytochrome c oxidase subunit VIII. The record is from RefSeq and is a predicted model, not a curated record. Bases 1 to 237 code for a protein of 78 amino acids. The transcript has a single exon. Gene Ontology annotation, biological process: mitochondrial electron transport, cytochrome c to oxygen. NCBI's taxonomy places the organism in Eukaryota, Fungi, Ascomycota, Saccharomycetes, Saccharomycetales, Saccharomycetaceae.
AUGUUGUGCCAACAAAUGAUCAGAACCACAGCCAAGAGAACUAGCAAUAUUAUGACUAGACCCAUUAUCAUGAAAAGAUCAGUACAUUUCAAGGACGGUGUCUAUGAGAACAUUCCAUUCAAAGUCAAAGGUAGAAAGACACCUUACGCUCUUUCUCAUUUUGGAUUUUUCGCUGUUGGAUUUGCUAUCCCAUUUAUUGCCUGUUAUGUUCAGUUGAAAAAGUCUGGUUCUUUUUAA